AGUUUCUUUGAAGUCUUCUCUAUCGGCCUCUCUAUAGUCACCUUCUACGCAGGAACAGUGCCCUUCUACUCAUUGACCUUCUUGAACGGCGGCCCUGUGGCUCUGGUGUGGUACUGGUGGAUAACGGCCUUCUUCACUCACCUUGUUGCUCUCUCCUUUGCUGAAAUCUCCUCAGCCUUCCCGAUCUCGGGGUCGCUCUACUUCUGGGCGGCAGCUCUCGCCGGCCCAAAGCACGGCCCCUUUGCCGCCUGGAUCACCGGCUGGUUGGAGUUCCUUGGGAUCUCCGUGUGCAUCGGCUCGCUCUCCUUUGGAGGCGUACAGCUGCUACAGUACACCAUCUAUGCUGCUACAGGCGGCUCCAACGGCGGCUAUCUGUUGAGCAAUUACGAGUGCUUUGGCAUCACGGUGGCGUCAAUAGUGGCAUGUGCACUGCUCAACCUGCUGCCCGUGCUCUCCAUCGGACGCAUAGCAGCCUUCAGUGCCGUGUGGCAGAUCGUGGUGGUGUUGGCAGUGAUCAUCAUCCUCCCCUGCGUCGCCACCACACUGCAGCCCGCGUCGAUCAUCUUUGGCCAUUACCACGUGCAGCUUGACGUCACACACGUGCCCAACGAUGCAUACGCCUUUGUCUUGGCAAUGCAGCUCUCCCUAUUCGGCCUUUACGCAUACGACACUGUAGCGCACAUGGCAGAAGAGACAAAACGCGCCGAUGUCACCGUGCCGGCCGCCAUGGUCUCAUGUCUCUCGGCAGCUACUGUGGUGGGGUGGGCGGUGAUUGUCGUCCUGACUGCGUGUAUUACCAAUAGAGAGACGCUUCUUGACGAGGCUAAUGCCUCAGGGGGGCAGCAGCCAGUGGUACAGAUUAUCUGGGAGGUCUUUUACAACAGGUACGGCAACGGCACGGGGGCAGUGGUGCUGCUGUGCCUAAUGUACUUCUCCUUCUUCUUUGCCGCCUUUGCUGCUGUCAUCGGGGCUUCCAGAGCUGCCUACUCUCUGUCUCGCGAUUCUGGUCUCCCUUUCGCCUUCCUCUGGAGACGGGUCAACCGCGACCGCACGCCAGUCAACGCGGUUCUCCUCACGUGCUCCGUCGCUAUCCUCUUCUGCCUGCCUCUCCUCCACGCCACCUCCACCUUCUUCGCCAUCACCUCUCUCGCCACCGUCGCAUGGGUGGGAAGCUACUCUGUGCCGCUGCUGCUGCGCUUGGUCCAACCCAGAGGGGCCUUCAAGGCAGGCGCAUUUAACUUGGAGAGAUACGUGGGGGCCGUGGGCAGGAGGUGCAUCAAUGGCGGAGCCCUCUUCUUUGUGUUUUACACCAUGGCCACCUCUAUGGUUCCCAUGUACUUCCCUGUAACCGUCUCCAAUUUCAAUUGGUCCAGCUGUGUGCUGCUGGUAACCGUAACCUUCUUUAUCUCCUGGUGGGUUUUCGACGCCCGCCAUUGGUUCAUAGGGCCCUUCCAUAACCGAGCAGGGAACCAGCAUCACAGCCAAUCAGGUGCUGCCAAGUGGUUCAAUUGA
Messenger RNA from Closterium sp. NIES-65, 1512 nucleotides. The record is from the annotation of a GenBank genome assembly. NCBI's taxonomy places the organism in Eukaryota, Viridiplantae, Streptophyta, Zygnematophyceae, Desmidiales, Closteriaceae.